AACCAAAUUAAUUAUAACAUAUAGUCUGUUUGUGAAUAAACCAAAAGUUGUGCUUCUCCUCCUCAACCUCAGUCGCCGAUCUUCAACAGUGGCUGAAACUUGAGAGAGAGAGAGAGAGGAAGAGAGCGACACUAUGGCGAUGACACUUAUUAACAGAGCAAUCUCUAGAACCGAAACCGUUGGUGCUUUCAGACUCUCGCUUAAUCUCUUAAGAAAUUUCUCUGCGGCGCCGGCGAGUGAAAACCCUAGCUCCGAUUCGAGUAAACCGAAACGAAGAAAGAAGAAGAACUUAAUCGAAGUUGCUCAGUUCUUACCUAAUUGGGGAAUCGGAUACCAUAUGGCUAAAGCUCAUUGGAAUGGAAUCUCUUAUGAAAUCACUAAGAUCAAUCUCUAUAAGGAUGGUAGACAUGGAAAAGCUUGGGGAAUUGUUCACAAAGAUGGAUUGCGAGCUGCAGAAGCUCCAAAGAAGAUAAGCGGAGUUCACAAACGGUGUUGGAAGUAUAUCCCAAACCUGUCAAAGACUGCUCCUGCUACAACCUCUGCUCAUGUCCAAGCUGCCUGAUCUGUUGUGGGUACUUGUUGAUCAAUCUGUUUGCGCUUUCUUUUAUUGAGAAGAAGAUACAGUUGUUGUGACUUGAUAGUUUCUUUGAAUUCGUUGAUAGCUUUGUAGGAAAUCUACGGAUGAUGAUCUGUUGUUCCUUCUUCUUGUUAAGACUUUACAUUUCCUGAGUUAUGAUUUUGUGGGGUUAGCUACUAUUACGUAUGAACUUGAUUUGUAGGAGGUCUUCUGGUUUUAAACAUGUAAUAAACGACCUCAAUUACGAGUGGCAGGUUUUAGUUUC
Molecule: messenger RNA, 842 nt
Organism: Arabidopsis thaliana (thale cress)
Lineage: Eukaryota; Viridiplantae; Streptophyta; Magnoliopsida; Brassicales; Brassicaceae
Product: 28S ribosomal S34 protein
Exons: 3
Coding region: 134-562 (142 amino acids)
Cellular component (GO): mitochondrion
Molecular function (GO): structural constituent of ribosome
Source: RefSeq, marked reviewed